Molecule: messenger RNA, 1950 nt
Organism: Bursaphelenchus okinawaensis
Lineage: Eukaryota; Metazoa; Nematoda; Chromadorea; Rhabditida; Aphelenchoididae
Source: the annotation of a GenBank genome assembly
AUGGACUUUUGGAGCUUUGGUAAGUUGUUUAACACAGUAAAUGAUGUUAAUUUUGUAUAUAAAUAAGAUCAAUAUUUUACACAGGUCCUACACAACGUAUUUGAUUAAGUAGAGCCGGCUAAAUUUACCGUUUUGUUGUAUUUUUGAGUAAAAACGCGAAAACAGUAAGUACAAGGUGGUGGUAAUGUAAUAUCGUUUGUUUUUGAUGUCGUACUAUUGUGAAAAUUGGAGUAUUCGUACAAAAAUAUUUGGUGAACUUUAUGUUAUAGUGAAAUUUCGCUUUAAAUUCGUCGACUUUAGUUUUGAGCUAUUUAUUUUGGAGCAUGGAUAAGAUAGAUGUCUAUGAUAACAUAAUUUUGCUUUAUUUGGCGUUUUUAAGUAAAGAAGGUACAAACUAGUAUUCUAGUACUAGCAAAAGAAAACUAGCAAAUCUUUUCUUUAAUAAUACCACCUUCAAAAAGCUAAUCAACAUUAAUUUGGGCGCAAUUUGCAAAACGCCUUCAGGCGCGCGCGAAAAAUUCAAAACUUCUAAAAAAUUUGUCGUAAUUACUUUAUUUCUAGAUGGUUUUUCUUUUUUUCUAAUGAAUAUUGUCAGUCAGUGCCUUGGCUACUGUGAUAUUAUCCUCUUAUUACUAACUUUUUAGUGGGAACGGCUUCUUCGGUCGCCACCGGGGUUAUUAACCAUAACCUUGGCCGACGGACUCCAGGCCGGAUUAACUUCACCCGUGCGCCUUGUAACAGUUGCCUUCGGCGUCAACAAGAACAUAUUGACGAGUACAUUGCCACUGUAAGUAGUUUUUUUUAUUUGUUUUGUUUCUUUAGGUUCAUGAGGAAUAUUCUGAGAUUCAUUAGAUGUUAUGGUGAUAUUGAUGUAUUUUGGCUGUAACUCGCUUUAUUUUAAUGAAAGUUGAGGUCUUUUUGACCUGGAAUGUUAAAUACUAUAUCUUCUACGUUUCUAAAAGUUUUCAUUUAUUUCAGGAAGCCGCCAGCAUUCCACGAGCUCCAUUGUGCGAAGAUUGUCGUGCUCGAGCUAGUACAAUGUUUACUCCUGGCCGAUUGCAAACUGGGUGGAUGUCUGGAGCUGAUUUGUUGCCUCAUCUUGAAGUUGGUGAUCUUAUUGAGUUUCACAGGAUAGGACCGGUCACUUAUUGUGUGAGUUUCUUGUUAUUUUUGUGAUUUUAGGUAACAACAUAGGUUCUUUUUGCUUUUUACGGGUAAUAGUGGAUUUUUUUCUUAUUUUUAUAUAGAAAACAGCUUUGAAAUUGAUUUUUAAAACUUUUCAAAGGUGAUACAAUUCUCUCACAACCUUUUUCAACAAUUAAAAUGCUUAAUUGCAGCACUGGGCAGUGUAUAUUGGACUAGACGAAGAUCAAGGUAUCAAAGUUGUGUGCCAUUUUGCGAACGAAGGAAGUGACAUGGGCGAUGGAAAAGGUGAACUGAAGGGGAAACUGUUCUCAGGAAGAUCAGAUGCACAUGUUAGAGUAGAUCCUUUCAUUCAAGUUGCUGGCGACUCAAUGGUAAGGAUUAACAACAUCAUGGACAACGAGUUCGCCGCUUUCCCGCCAAUGAUUGUCAAGGACAGAUGUGAACAUAAGGUAUGUUUUUGAAUUGUUGUUGAGGAUGUUAAAUUUAUUUUUGGGUUUGAUGUUUAAAAAUAAGGAUUUUAUGCUAAAUAAGGUCAAUAUUACUAUUAUAUUGCUCCUUUUUCAGCUCGGAAGCAGUGGCUACAACUUGAUCUUCAACAACUGUGAGCAAUUUGCAAAAUGGGCUAGAUAUGGAUGUGCAGACAGCGAUCAGUCCAAUAAAUUUGUGUCUGUUGCUGUUGGUGGGGCAGCACUCUGUAUGGGAGCAUCUUUUGGAGGUGCCAUAGCUGUGGGCGGCCUUUUCUACACGGGUAUUCGAGCAGCCAGGACUGCUUUGCAUAACAUGGAGGAUCGUAACAUCAUCUAG